This is a messenger RNA of Lasiosphaeria miniovina, 1455 nucleotides long. RefSeq names its product acyl-CoA N-acyltransferase. The transcript is spliced from 3 exons. Lineage: Eukaryota; Fungi; Ascomycota; Sordariomycetes; Sordariales; Lasiosphaeriaceae. The record is from RefSeq and is a predicted model, not a curated record. The coding region runs from base 1 to 1455 and encodes 484 amino acids.
AUGGGCCCUCAAGUCAUCCACCUGCCCGACGGGCAAAACAUCACCGUCACCCCCGUCUUCGCCGGCCUCUUCUUCAAGUCGAACGAUCUCAGCACCCACCAAAAUGCCUUCCCAAUUGGCUGGACGAUCGUUAUCCACACCGAAGACGGCGACGGCGACGGCGACAGCGACGGCAGCAAUGGCGGCGGCGCAUUGGAUGCCGGCAGCUCGACCCCCAAAGACGAGGCAAAGCCACAUCUCCACUCCUUCACGAAGCCGACGCUGCAGCACGACAGCCUCUUCAUCUCGUCUAUCUCGAACCCCUCGAGCCAAGACUUCAAGCCGGCCGCGAGCCCGACGCGCCAGGUCGCCAUGAUGCUCUGGGUCACGCUGUAUUGGUACUUCCACCAGCCCGCCCCGCCUACCACGCUGGUGACGGAGAGCUCGAAGCUCACCCCCGAGGCUGGCCGCCCGCGGGGCGACUGGCGAGUGCGCGUUAAGAGGGACGGAGUGCUUCGCGGGAGGAACCUGAUACCGAAGCUGGAGCGCAUGGGCCUGAUAUCGAGCCUCGACUCGGCCGUGGGCACAGCCCUCGAGGACAGCGACGAGACGUGGGCGCAUAUGUUUGUCUCGCAAAAGAUGUUUUGGCAGACGCCGGGACGGCUGUUCCUGUUCACCCUCCAGCCCAAUUACAAGAACACGCGCUCGUAUCCGGGCUCGCCCGCCGGGAGUCGCCCCGGCUCUCCGGCCGUAGGCGAGCAGACGCUUGGACAGUCCCAGCUUUACAUAUCCCACGUCUCCGACUACACUGUCACGGACCAGGUGCGCCAUCCCGUCCGGCCGAAACCGCCGCGCAUGGGUGAGGUCUUCUACACGCGCUUUGUUCCUUCCGUGGGGCAGUAUCUCUCGCUCCGCGUGGCGUCUCUGUCCCCGAAGCCCGUCCCGUACAUGGGCCCGGUCAGUCAGAAACCGCCCCAGCACGCGCAUCUUGGCGGGCUCAGCGACACCGGUCUGCUGGAGCUGUGGCACGCGAACCCGCGCGUCUCGGCCUUCUGGGGCAAGUUUGUGCCCGACUUUCUGAUCAGCGCCAUGAAGAGCCGCCACAGCUUCCCCGUCAUUGGCAUGUGGGACGGCGUGCCGUUUGGCUACUUUGAGCUGUACUGGGUCAAGGAAGACAUCCUGGGCCGCUACAUUGGCAGAGAGGCAGACGACUGGGACCGGGGGUGCCACGUGCUGAUCGGCGAGGAGUGGGCGCGCGGCCGCGUGCAGAGCUGGCUGACCAGCCUGGUACACUGGGCUUUGUGUGCCGAUAAUAGGACCAUGAGUGUGUGUCUGGAGCCGAGGGUAGACAACGCCAGAUUCAUCCAGCACGUCGAGUACGCCGGAUUUACCAAGGAGAUGGAGAUUGCGUUUCCACACAAGCAAGCAUGGUUCGGCCGGCUGAGGCGGGAGACCUGGAACGGCCCUGCCUUGUGA